Messenger RNA from Spodoptera frugiperda (fall armyworm), 1892 nucleotides. RefSeq names its product para-nitrobenzyl esterase-like. NCBI's taxonomy places the organism in Eukaryota, Metazoa, Arthropoda, Insecta, Lepidoptera, Noctuidae. The record is from RefSeq and is a predicted model, not a curated record. The coding region runs from base 83 to 1855 and encodes 590 amino acids. The transcript is spliced from 3 exons.
UACUACUUGUACAGUUCACUUUACAUUAUCAGUUAGGAAAGUCCAACUUAUAGUCUAUACAACAUUAGUUAUUUUUCAUACAAUGGGAAAACCGUUAUGGUGUCUAUUAUUUUCCCUAUGGGGUUGUUUUGCUCUUCAAUACAAAGAAUUCAUUUAUCCAUGGGAUGACGUUGAAGAUAGCAAAUUUGAAAGUUUAUUAAAGCGUCUGGUUUAUACGAAAAAUGGAUAUAUCGCUACUGGAUUGGUUUCCAAUGGUUAUAAAAGGUAUAUGGGAGUGCCUUAUGGAUUGGUGAAUGCAAGCAAUCCCUUUGGGCCAGCCGCACCUUACCCAGCAUUUAAAGAAACGUUCUACGCAGAAAAAGAAGGCAUCGUAUGUCCGCAGAUGAAAAAUGGCAAACCUAUAGGCAUCACUCAAUGCCUUACUUUAAACAUAUAUGUCCCACAAAACCGUGUUGCCUCCAGGCUUCCUUUACCAGUCAUGGUAUGGAUACAUGGAGGAGCAUUCGUGAGGGGAAGUGCUGAAGAUGAAGCCAGAAACCCUACCGCCUUCCUAAAACAUGACAUCAUAGUAGUAGCCGUAAACUAUAGACUUGGUAUCUACGGCUUCAUGUGCCUAGACACGCCUGAAGUGCCUGGCAACCAAGGACUCAAAGACCAGACACUAGCUCUCAGGUGGAUAAAGGAUAACAUUGCAGCAUUUGGAGGAGAUGAAAACAAAAUAACCGUUUUUGGCCAAGGCGCUGGUGGUAUGUCCGUGAACAUGCAUUUAUUUUCCUUAAACGAAAAGCUAUUCGAUCAAGCAAUCAUACAAAGUGGUCCAGCUCUAAGUUACUGGAUGAUGGGUGAAUCCGACAGUUCUGUACCAUUGAUACUAGCUGAAUACCUUGGCUAUUCAACUUCAGACGUGGAUAAGGCCUUGAAAUAUCUCUCAUCGAUUGACGCACAUUCUCUUGUAAAGGUAGCUCAUGAUUUAAAAACCACAAGCGCGUUUGUAAAUGAUCAGUUAUUUAAUAAGCCUUGCGUAGAGAAACGGUUUGAAGGUGUCCAGAACUUUAUAACAGAGCAUCCUAUGAAUAUGAUAUCCGAAAAAGCUAAAGAGAUUCCAAUAAUAAUUGGACAUAACGCACAUGAAUACCAUUCUCAAUGUUAUGAUCGAGAUGAGAAAUUUUUCGCAACAUACGAUAUAAGUAAACUAUUUAAAUUAGGUUUUAAUAUAGAUGCUGAUUUUGACGAAGCGUUGACUGCAGUUAAACAUUUUUAUUUUGGUGAUGCUCGUAUAGAAAAAGAGGGUGCAACGAAACUUGUAGAUUUUGUGACAGAUUUUAUUUUUGCUCAUCCUACGCAGAGGAUGACUGAAAAACUUCUGGAAAGUGGUGCGAAGACUGUAUACCGUUAUGUUUUCUCAUUCUUUGAAGCCAGUCAUGGGGAUGAGCUGCCCUAUUUAUUUGACUCACUAGUAUCACAACUUAAUAAGACUGAUGGUGGAAUAUUCUGGAAGGAACGAUUACAAGUGAAGCAUCGCAUGGUCAAACUUUGGACGAACUUUGUCAAGCAUGGGAACCCGUCGCCAGAGCACUCAAUAUUUCUACCGUUCGUUUGGACCCCAAUAACGAAUACAACCCAACCAUACUUGGACAUUGACAUCGUUUUCAAAAUGAAAAGUAGACAUGAGCACAGGUCUAUGGCUUUCUGGGAUUUGUUCUACAAACUAUAUGGGAAAUAUCAGAAAUGGUACCUAAACGAGGAUAAAGAACAAUCACUGGUUUUCAGAAAUAAUUCUUUGAAAAAUCUACAUUUCAAUUCCAAUGUUCAGUUUAAUACAAUUCAAAUAUUUAAUAUGAAAGACGAAAAUUAAAGAUUAUACAGUUAUAAACAUGAUGUUAAUAAACUUA